Molecule: messenger RNA, 641 nt
Organism: Spinacia oleracea (spinach)
Lineage: Eukaryota; Viridiplantae; Streptophyta; Magnoliopsida; Caryophyllales; Amaranthaceae
Product: auxin-responsive protein SAUR64-like
Exons: 1
Coding region: 114-521 (135 amino acids)
Biological process (GO): response to auxin
Source: RefSeq, a predicted model, not a curated record
CAGCGCCUUUGCAGAAUUCCCUUACCUUCAACCAAAUAUUAGCACUUCCUUACAUAGUUUUCUUAUUCUUGAAACAUCAGCUCUUUCUCUUCCACUCUACCUAGAACAAAAACAUGAUAAGUACAAAUAAGCUUAUUCAAAUGGCAAGGAAGUGGCAAAAGAUGGCAGCUUCCAGUAGAAGAAAGAUUUCCUGGCCAAGACCACUGGCUGAUAAAGGUCAUUUUGUUGUCUACACAACAGACGGAAGGCGGUUUAUGAUUCCCUUGACGUGUCUCAAGAAUGAGAUUUUCACAGAGCUCUUCAGAAUGGCAGAGGAAGAGUUCGGGAUUGCAAGUUCAGGGCCAAUUAUGCUGCCUUGUGAUUCGAGUUUCAUGGAGUAUGCAAUCUCUAUGAUCCAAAGACAUGCAGCUCAAGGAUUGGAGAAGGCGCUGAUUACAUCCUUAGCUAGCUGUAGAUACACAUCGUUAUCAAAUGAACAUCAAGCACAAACGAAACAACAAUUGCUUAUUAGUAGUUUCUAAGACAGAUUGUUUUCUCUUUUUUUCUUUUUUUGUAUAGAACAAAUACUGUGAAACUUUACCUGGACAGAGUUAAUGGAACUACCUGCGGACGAUAUUUAAAUCAACGCUCUUACAGAAACA